CCUUCGGCAGACUGAAUCCUUUGUUAUUAUCUACGACGCGCUCCAAUCACUGCGAUGUCCCAGGCUGAUUUCCCAGAGUCUCAGUCUGUGGACUUGCAUAUAUGUCGAUGGAAAUGGUGCAGUGACACCUUCCUUUCGAAAAACGAACUCAUCCACCACGUCCUCGACCAUCACGUACAAAAUUCCGUCCCUUGUUCACGGAGAGAAUAUGCAUUGUCACGGAAAAUAGAGGAGGGAGAAGGAGAAAGUUUAAGCUUUCCCCGUGUAGGGAAUAACGGUAACAAGGGCCGCGACAACACAACAGCUGAUGAUAUGUCUCUUUGAUUUUCGUGUAUUUCCUUGGUUUUAUCUUCGAUUUUUGUCUCCCUCCCAGAAAAUCAUCAUCUGGAUCUCGGCAUCAACUCAUUAUUACCGUCACCUCCCGCGUCGACACCUCCAAAUCUAUCUCCUCUU
This is a messenger RNA of Desarmillaria tabescens, 453 nucleotides long. RefSeq lists its product as uncharacterized. Lineage: Eukaryota; Fungi; Basidiomycota; Agaricomycetes; Agaricales; Physalacriaceae. Bases 55 to 324 code for a protein of 89 amino acids. The transcript is spliced from 2 exons. The record is from RefSeq and is a predicted model, not a curated record.